Molecule: messenger RNA, 3163 nt
Organism: Micropterus dolomieu (smallmouth bass)
Lineage: Eukaryota; Metazoa; Chordata; Actinopteri; Centrarchiformes; Centrarchidae
Product: coagulation factor XIII A chain-like
Exons: 17
Coding region: 1-2172 (723 amino acids)
Biological process (GO): blood coagulation, fibrin clot formation; peptide cross-linking
Molecular function (GO): protein-glutamine gamma-glutamyltransferase activity
Source: RefSeq, a predicted model, not a curated record
AUGUCUGCAGUAGUCAGCCAGCCCAGCAGCUACACAGGGCGCUUCAACAGACUGCCGGCGACCAACAACCUUCACCAUCAUCAUGAUUUGCCAGAAUUUGAACCUUUUGAUGAAGAUGCCAAGCCCAGAGCCCCUGCGCCCGCGGGCGCCUCUCUGUCGGUGAACAAAGUGGACAUGUGUCAGCAGAUGAACAAGGCGUACCACUACACCACCGCCUACAACACCCCAAAACUGGCGGUCCGUCGCGGUCAGGAGUUCGUCAUACAAGUCACCUUCAGCCGCCCGCUAACCGCAAACGACGACUUCCAGCUGGAGUUCCUGAUUGGUUCCGACCCGUCAGCCAUUAAGGGCUCUCUGCAGGUGGUGACCUUUGGGUCCCGUAGCGGCGGUCCGUGGUCGGGGCGGAUUGUGGAGAAUAAGGGUAGUUUGCUCAUGCUGGGCGUCACGCCGACGCCCAACGCCAUCGUUGGGAGGUUUCGAACCUACGUGACCAUCGUGACGGACAGCGGCCUGCAGCGAACCAGGACGGAUGAAAACACCGACCUGUACCUGCUGUUCAACGCCUGGUGUCCAGAAGACGCUGUGUUUCUUGGUAACGACGCAGAACGCAAUGAGUACGUCCUGAACGACAACGGUGUGAUCUUUCAGGGUAUAGCUGAAGCUCCGACAUCCCGCAACUGGAUGUAUGGACAGUUUGAGCGUGGUGUUUUGGACGCCUGUAUUUACAUCCUGGAUGUGUCUCGGAUGCCGAUUGAAAACCGAGGCAACGUCAUCGAACUCGUGAGGAAGGGAUCGGCCAUGAUUAAUGCUCAGGAUGAUAACGGUGUGGUUGUUGGGAACUGGAGUGACAACUACUCCAUGGGCACAGCGCCAACAUCUUGGACUGGCAGCGCCAAGAUCCUGCUGCAGUACGCUAACACCGGAGUCUCUGUCUGUUUUGGCCAGUGCUGGGUGUUUGCUGGAGUCUUCAACACCUUCUUGCGUUGCCUCGGCAUCCCGGCGAGGACCAUCACCACCUUCAACUCAGCUCACGACAACACGGGCAACCUGAAGACCGACAUCAUCUACAACACUGACGGCACACCGGACACCCGCAACACCAGGGACUCCAUCUGGAACUACCACUGCUGGAACGAGGUGUUCAUUACGCGUCCUGACCUGCCGCCCGGCCUCGGAGGAUGGCAGGCCGUGGACGCCACGCCCCAGGAGACCAGUGAUGGAUAUUAUCGCUGUGGUCCAGCCUCAAUCGCCGCCAUCAGGGACGGUCUGCUUUGUCACCCGUUUGACUCUGGCUUUGUCUUUGCUGAGGUGAACAGUGACGUGGUCUUCUACAAGCGGGAUCGCUACGGGACUCUGACUCCAUUCAACGUGGACAAGACUCGUGUUGGAAAGAUUAUUUGCACCAAGGCUUUAGGCAGCACUGACAUUGUGGAUAUCACACGUACCUACAAGUACAGUGAAGGAAGUGCAGAGGACAACAGGACGAUGACUCGGGCGGAGGAGUACGGCCUGGAGAGGGAUCACACUCAGCUGCCCAAAGCCAAGAUAUCGAUCGUCAUCACAGCUGACGACGUCGCGCUGGGUCAGGACGUGAUCCUGGCAGUGGAUUUCCUAAACCAGGGUUCACAACCCCAAACGGUCCAAGCUCACCUGGCCGGGUACAUCGUCUUUUACACCGGGAUCAAAUCCGUUCAAUUCAAAGCUCAGGACUUCACUGUGACCGUGCCGGCCAAUCAGACGAACCGUGUGAAUUUGAAGAUUACAGCUCAGGAGUACCUGCCUGAACUGGGCUCUCAGCUCACCCUGAAGUUUGUUGUGACUGGACAGAGCGACGACCAAUCAGUGAACACCGUGAAGAUGAUCAACCUGCAGACCCCAACGCUCAACAUAACGGUGAGCGGCCAGCCUCGGGUGAGGCAGCAGAUGUUUGUGAACGUUUCCUUCACCAACCCGUUCGCCUUCUCUCUGAAGAAGGUGAACCUGGCCAUGGAGGGCGCUGGGCUCAUGGACCAAAAGACACGUUUCUACAGCGUCAUCGAUCCUCAGUCUACAAUCUCCUGGAACGAGACGUUCUACCCUCGGCUGGAGGGAAACCGUCGCCUGAUGGCGGUGAUGGACUGCAGCAACCUCCAUCAGGUGUGGAACACUGUUGACAUCCUCGUCAUGCCCUGAGGUGAUUGGUUAACAGAGAUGUGACCCGGCCCUUUUCCAUUUCCAUCAAUCACAGAGAGGGCGGAGCCGACAAACGGCACUAAUCACUUCCUUGAUGAUUUGUUUUCUUCUUUAAUUUCAUUUAUACAAAUUCAGAGUUUAUACAUUUUGCUUUACGGCUGAGGGAGGUUUGAAAAUGAGCAGUUUAGGUGGUUUAGUGAGGAAGCUCAACGGUUAAAGGUCACAGUAUCCUUAAAAUAGAUACUGGCGUGAACACCCAGGAAAAUUCAGAACAUGUCAAGUUAAUAGAUACUUUUAGAUUCAUAGAAUUAUCAUGAAAACACAGAAGAUCAAACAGGAAACAUUAAUAACAGCAAAAAUGUCUGGUACAUUUACACUCACAAAUUCAUUUUAAACAUCGCCUGUGAGCGUGUAAACAUGGCCAAAUGUAUAUGGACGCCCAAAUAAUUGAUUACCAGCAGGGGGUGUCCACAUACUUUUGGCCAUAUAGUUUCCACUUCAGUACUCAUCUUUAUGUUUUCCAAUUUUUAAAAAAAUUAUAUAUGCAGAAAGACAAAAUCUAAAUCGGUAUGAAGAGAUUAAAAAAAUCGCCGCUGCUCUUAAUUAAGCAAUAAUUAAAAACUCAACUGUUUUUUAACUGAAAUAACUAAACACAACCUUUAUAGGCAAAAAGCUUCAGGAGACAAAAUUAAUCUGAUUAGAAAGAAUAAAAGGGUUUUAAAGUUUCCCCUUUUUACACCAGGUUUACUCAGCAAAUUAAAAUAAAACCAUUUCAUGAUAAAGUGAGAUUUUAAAAACCAAAGUGUGAGCUGAAAACAGCCGGAUCAGUGUGAGCGUUUUAAUCAGUCGUAACGCCCUCCAAUCAAUAAACAGAGCUGACGUUUUUCAUUUUGAGAUGAAAACAAAUGUGAUUGUAUUAUUUUGCUUUGUGCCUCUGAUAUCUUUUAUUAAUGCUCAACCUUUCUACUAAUAAAAAGCAUAUUCAAAACCC